GGUUUAAGGCGAUAUAUUGAUCUAUCGAAGACAAGUAUUCACAUCCGAGCUGUUUCGUUUUACAACACUAGCAAAUUACAUUCGCGUUUUCUGCCCUUUACAACACGCGCAGAGAAUAUUUGAUGCCGAGGAGAAGGAGCUGGAGAUUAAUUUUAUAAUUUUAUAUAUAAAUCGUUUUUAAAAACAUUAAAAACAUGGCCACGGCUGAAGCUCAAGUCAAUGUGAAUCGGAAUUUGCAGAAGCAGGACCUUAGGAAUUUGGAAGUCAGCAACCUUACACCUCUGUCGCCCGAGGUGAUCUCGCGCCAGGCGACCAUCAACAUUGGCACAAUCGGACAUGUCGCACACGGAAAAUCCACCGUAGUCAAAGCCAUAUCCGGCGUGCAGACGGUCCGCUUUAAAAACGAAUUGGAGCGCAACAUUACAAUUAAGCUCGAACGCUUAAGCGAAAAGAAAAUCCAACUACUUAUGAAUUCCAAGCACCAGCGACACAAAUACGAUAUCCAGCAGCAAAAGCAAUUGCGGCUUCUCGCCGAGCGGCGAAAGGAAAGGUUGACAAAGUCACCCCAUGGCCCUGCUCCAGUGCCAGCCUCAUCCAUGGAAAGAACGCGCUACAGUCGUCGCAGCAACAGCCAAACCUCAUUGAGUCCCAGCCAUAGCAGCGGCUAUGGCAGCAUCCUGGGCUGCGAUGAUAACGAUCAAUUAUCACAGCUGACUGCUGGCCCCCUGAAAGUGACCGACCUUAAGCGGCGACGUAGCAGCGGUGUCCAGACACCCACACCAUCGGCCAAAAGGAGCAAGAGCAACGAUGGAAAGACGGUGAAGAAGCGACCCAAGGGCGAGUACAUUGUGGAGAAGAUCGAGUGCGUGGAGGUGGUCCAGUUUGAGCCCGUUUUCUUUGUGAAAUGGCUGGGCUACGAUCUCAACGCCAACACAUGGGAAUCGUACGACAAUCUGUCGGAUUGUGUCGAAAUGGAAAAGUUUGUUGAGAGCCAUCUGCAGCUGCAUCAGAUUUAUAUAGCCCACAUCACUGGGGAGCUGGAGACGCAGCUCUCGAAAAUACCGCAAAAGGAAGAUAUUGAAAGUAUUGGCAUUACAGAGAUUGAUGCCUAUGAUCCACUGGAGCUGCAGAUUGAUUUUAUAUUGCUCGCGCAAUACCGUGCCGCUGCCAGUCGCAGCCAGCGGGAGCCCGAGCGAAUCGGGCAGCGUGCCCUGCGCCGCAUGCAGAUCAGGCGGUGUCACUUUGCACGCCGCAAGCAGCUGCAGGAUUUGUUGCGGUUUGAGCAGCGAAUGAAUCGAGUGGAGCUGCCGUCGCCGCCCAUACGAGUGGAGAACAAUUGGGAUCUGGACACGAUUGACAGCGGCUUCAAGUACAUACAAAAGAACAUAAUUGGAGCAGGGGUACCCAAGCCGCAGGCUGGACUUGUGGGUUGUAGGUGCAAUGAGAGCGGAGAAAGUUGCACCGCCUCUUCCAUGUGUUGUGGACGAAUGGCUGGUGAAAUCUUUGCCUACGAGCGUAGCACGGGGCGUCUGCGGCUCCGCCCAGGCAGUGCCAUCUAUGAGUGCAAUAGCCGAUGCUCCUGCGAUGAGAGUUGCACGAAUCGUCUGGUACAGAAAGGACGACAGCAUCCGCUAGUGCUCUUCAAAACCAGCAAUGGCAGUGGUUGGGGUGUCCGCACACCGCAGGCCCUCAGGAAGGGAGUGUUUGUCUGCGAGUAUAUCGGAGAGAUUAUCACCUGCGAGGAGGCUAAUCAGCGUGGCAAGGCCUACGAUGACAAUGGGCGUACCUAUCUGUUUGAUCUGGACUACAAUACAUCGCGGGAUAGCGAGUAUACUGUGGAUGCGGCCAACUAUGGCAAUAUAUCGCAUUUUAUCAAUCAUUCAUGCGAUCCCAAUCUGGCCGUGUUUCCUUGCUGGAUCGAGCACUUAAAUAUGGCUCUGCCCCACCUGGUCUUCUUCACCAUUCGUCCAAUCAAGGCGGGGGAAGAGCUCAGCUUUGACUACAUUCGAGCCGACAAUGAGGAUGUGCCCUAUGAGAAUAUAUCGACGGCUGCGCGUGUCCAGUGUCGAUGUGGGGCGGCCAAUUGCCGGAAGGUUUUGUUUUAGGUUUUGAUGCCAGCGUUUGAUUUUUUAAAAAUUACAUAUGUACUAUAUGUACUCCACUGAAAUUACUAUAUACA
This is a messenger RNA of Drosophila obscura, 2179 nucleotides long. RefSeq names its product eukaryotic translation initiation factor 2 subunit 3. The coding region runs from base 195 to 2105 and encodes 636 amino acids. Gene Ontology annotation, molecular function: protein binding; tRNA binding; GTPase activity. Gene Ontology annotation, biological process: positive regulation of translational fidelity; formation of translation preinitiation complex. The record is from RefSeq and is a predicted model, not a curated record. The transcript has 3 exons. NCBI's taxonomy places the organism in Eukaryota, Metazoa, Arthropoda, Insecta, Diptera, Drosophilidae. Gene Ontology annotation, cellular component: eukaryotic translation initiation factor 2 complex; nucleus; cytosol.